Molecule: messenger RNA, 2427 nt
Organism: Cinara cedri
Lineage: Eukaryota; Metazoa; Arthropoda; Insecta; Hemiptera; Aphididae
Source: the annotation of a GenBank genome assembly
CAUAAAACAUAACGCGCAUAUAGUUUACAAUGUCUAUCAACCUAUUAUGCGAAGAAUCGACUAUGGAAGAGACACUUCUGAACAUACGCUCGGAGCAAAAGAAAAGAAGCUCAUCGGGGAGCGAAUUCGUAGACUCACAGCACAAAAAAUCCAAAGUAGACAAGCCGAACGAAGAGGACCCGGAACAACUGACCGACAAAAUAUUGAAAAUGACUUUGAAAGAAUUGAUAUCGUAUUGCCGGGACAAUAUGAAUUUGGAAAUAUCGGAGAACAAAGAGGACUGUAUUCAGAUAAUACAGGCUAUGAAUCCGAUUUCGGAUACGACGAAGACGUUUCCAUUAUGGACUUUGGUUCUGAUGAUGAGCGUAGUAAAUCACCGAUUUUUAACAACGAAAACCCCGAGUCCGUUGUUGACGAAGAGGACUAUGGAGUUAACUCAUGUGGAAAAACAACUAGAAGUAUUGGAUCUAGGUCAGUUAUAUCAACCUCUUAUAGCGCUUAUGACUGCCCUGAAGAAGAAUUUAACGACAAAUUGGGCGAACUGGCCGUUAUCGUUGCUUCUAAACACGUAUCUGGAAAACACAGAUAUAUUCACCGAAUUGCCGUGUUUAAUGGACCUGAAGGAGUUUUGGGAUGUGUGUCAGAACUGCGGGAGAACAUUAGCCGAUUUCCCCCAAAACACUGGUAUAUCAUCGCGAGUCAUGGAGAGCACCUCCAUGUUGUCCACGUAUGUCAAUAUACCAACGGAAGUUGCAGAUGUCGGUGGCUCGAUGAAAGCGGUAGGUAUCAAAGAAACCUCGUCGACGGAAAACGAAGGUCUCUUCGAGCUGCCGGGCUUGACGCAAGGGAUUGGCGAGCAGUCUUGUGUUACCUAUCUAACGACGAGAGGGUCGUCGAAGAAGUUGGUGGCUUCACAGAAGAUGAACGAUUAUGUACUCGAUUUAAACAUUUAUCGGUUAGUAUUAAUAAAUAUAAUAUUGUAUAUUUGUGAAAAAACUUUACAAGACUUUGAUAGACAUUUAAAAUUUAUUAAACCUCUCACAUUCAAAAGUACUCCGUUAAAAGAUAAAUAUUAUAUGGCCGGUACGCCUUUACACGAUUUUUAUUUAGAAGUAAGUCAAGGUAGUUGGUACGAACAAUUGCACCGAGCAGAACAAACUUUAAAAUUAUAUAAAAAAAGUAAAUAUAUUUGUAUGACAGCGUUAGAUGAUAGUUUUUUCGAUUGGAAGUAUCACAGCGUAUUACAAAUNUUCAUCCAUGGUUUAAAGGUGAUGAAGAUUUAUUUAAUUAUUUUUUAGAAAAUCACCCAUUUUUAAAUCAAAGAACUAUUGAUUAUGUUUAUAACAAUUGUAUGUCAAUAAACAGUGAUUCUGAAUAAUAAAUGUGUUUUUAUUUAUAAUGUAGAAAACAAGACCUAGGGAAUUUAGCCAAGUCGGAAUAUUGGACCGAAGCUUUGAGACAAAUCCGUGUAACGUGUGCCUCAACAAACCCGAUUUUAAAGACGGCGAAUCGUCUGUUGAAGGAGAUGUACUCGGUUCUAAAGACAGCGGGGCCGAAGUCGGAAGACAUAAGAGGUGGAAGCGGGGAAAACAAAUGGUAUCGGAAGAAUACGGACCGAUAUCAAUAGAACAAUUACUCUAUCAAUAUCCAACUUGUCCCCCUCAAGCUUAUAAAAAAAUUAAAGAAUUUGUAAACAAUCCUAACGUUAAUAAAACUUUAGAAAAUUGUAAAUACGCCCAAGUAGACGUACGAAACUGGUGUAGUAGGUUAAACAUGUGGACUUUAAAAGAGUUUGAGAGUUAUUACAACGAUAUUACAGUAAAACCAUAUUGGAACGGGUAUAAUAGGUUAAAAAGCGAGGUUUACUACGACAUUCCCGACAGUGUAGAAAUCGCAGAAAAACUAUUAAUUCAUCAAUUCGUAAACGAAGAUAAAGUAGUAGAUUUUUUAAAACAUUUAUUAUACAUUGUUGAUAAAAGAAUUCCCAAAUUAAAUACUUUGGCUAUAUACGCCCCGCCAAAUUCUGGAAAAAAUUUUUUUUUCGACGCAGUAGCCGCGUUUUUCAUAAAUUACGGUACAAUAGGGACGGCGAAUAAAACAAAUAAUUUUGCGUUUGCCGAGGCUGCAAACAAAAGAUUAAUUUUGUGGAACGAACCAAAUUACGAAAAUUGCCACAUAGAAAAAUUAAAAGAAAUAUUAGGAGGGGAUACUACUAAAGUACACGUAAAAUAUCAAAGCGAUCAAGCUCUUCAAGGUCCACCUGUUAUAAUACUCACCAACGAUUCUUUAAAUAUUUUUGGCAUGUCAGCUUUCAAAACAAGAAUAAAAUUGUACAGAUGGAGAAAUGCUGACUUUUUAAAAGAUUUUGAUAGGAAAAUAAAUCCUUUGUUUUUAAUACCUUUGUUAAAUAAAUACAACAUAAAUUAA